Messenger RNA from Penaeus monodon (black tiger shrimp), 813 nucleotides. Its product is annotated as THUMP domain-containing protein 3-like. The record is from RefSeq and is a predicted model, not a curated record. NCBI's taxonomy places the organism in Eukaryota, Metazoa, Arthropoda, Malacostraca, Decapoda, Penaeidae. Gene Ontology annotation, molecular function: RNA binding; tRNA (guanine) methyltransferase activity. Gene Ontology annotation, biological process: tRNA methylation.
CGGCCCAAAAUAUUGUUACGUCCGUAGUCGCUAAGAUGGCACCCAUCAUUUCUGAAAUCAACCCCCGUCUCCUCGGGGGAUUAGACCCUGAAAACAGGGAAUUAUGCACCUUAGAAGCAACAGUCGUAACGGGAUUGGAAGAGGUUGCAUGUGAGGAAUGCAAAGAGAAGCUCGGUGCAAAUUGUGUUGUAGCACGAGGGCGAUUAUUCAUAGAUGUAAAUCCAGAACAAGUUCCUGAGGUACUGAAGCUUAGAAGUAUUGACAAUGUGAAUAUUGUUCUCAGUAUGGUGAAGAACUUCAGUUUUCCAUCAGAAAGGGAAAAAUGCUUUGAGCAACUGUACAUGCUAGCAGAGAAGCCUGACUGGAAGAAAGGUAUGGAAGUUUGGAGGAGGACUCUUGGCUACGAAGAGGAGCCAAUUAAGGAAGAGAAGCUAUUGACAGGGGAUUUCUGUCAGCCUAGGCCAGAUGUUGACCUGAAGAUGAUGAAGUCAACAUCCCAAAUAGUAAAUAAUAUUCCAAGAGCUCUUCUGCCCAAACACCUAAAGCUUGAUGAAGAAGGUUUAGCAAAGGAAGAUGAAGUUCAACUGUCUGAGGACAAGGACAGUGUUGAAGAGAAUAAUGAGGUUUCUCAUACACGUGAUUACUGUUUGUCAGGACCAAAGUUCAGAGUAUCAUGCAACAGAACUGGCACACGUCACAUCUUUGGAUCUCCUGAAGCCGCAAGGCAGUUUGGUGCUGGUAUCAAUGAAAAAUUCAACUGGCCAGUUGACCUCAAGAAUUUUGAUCUGGAGGUCAUCCUAUACAUAGAUAAUG